AUGUCUCACUCCUCCCACACAUAUGGCCCAACCUGCCAUCUCGCUCGGAGUCCAUCCUUCCAAGCUCCCGAAUCCGACGAUGAUGUACCCCCGGUAAAAGCACAAUAUUUCUAUUCUUCGCCUCUACCCAUCGACGAUCCUCUUUCAGUUGUCCCGGUUCCUUCAGGCUCUGACUCGAAAGCCGUCAAGUUCCCCCUUCGACCAUUCUUACCUAUCGAUAAUAAUGCCUUGGAGGAAGCAUGGAUGAGUUUUGGGCCGAAAAAGAGUAAGAAGGGCAAGAAGUCGCAAAAGAAGGGCAAGCCUGACCUUAGUAAAGCUUCCACCCCAGACAGCAUUGAGAGCCAUGCGGGCAAGUCGAAAAAGGAUAAGCCUGAUCAUACUAAAGAUCACACCAAGCACUCUGAUGAUGAAGGAAAACACAAGAAAAAGCCAGAGCAUCACAAACCUUCCUCCAAACACUCCGAGGAUGAGCAUACAGGAAAGCACAAGAAGAAACCAGAACACCCCAGGCCAUCUUCCAAGCACUCUGAGGAUGAAAAUACAGGAAAGUACAAGAAAAAGCCAGAAUAUCCCAAGCAUUCCUCCAAGCACCCCGAGCAUGAACAUACAGGAAAGUCCAAAGCUACUCCUGUGGGCGGAAAUGACUCAGGCCAUCAAAAUCAUGGCAGCGGUUCCGAAGACAAACAUAGCAAGAGACAUGCUCGAGCUGAAGCUACAGCUGCUGCGAAGUCAGCUAAGGCUGCUACAGUUUCAGCCAUAGGAGGGGCAAAGCAAAAAGCCUCGAAUGGCUUCAAGGUAAACAAGUCUUUGGCUGCAGAGAGUUUGCAAAGGAAAGCUGGAAGCGUCGAUGGUAGUAUUGAUUCUGACGGAGAGAGUCACCAUUCGGAAUCAGAAUGUGAAGACUUGGACCACGUCCCUGUGGAGCAAUGUUGCGAUUUCACCCAGGAACCCCAAGACGAGUCCCCAAAAACAGAAUGCUGCGAUUUUACUAAAGAUUCGCAAGCAGACAACUCAUACCCAGGCUGUGACUGCUCAGAUGGCGAUGGGAAAAGAAAGUCCAGAAAGAACAAGUCUUCGGAUCGGGUUACUUUUCAACAGGGGCAAACUGAUGGUACUUCCGAGGAACCACCUAGCAACGAAAUCCCUAACCCAGAGCAGACUCACCAUCUGGUAGAUGCGCCCUUGCCACUACUCCCUUCUCCGAGCGGAAAGGGUAAGAAAAAAGAGGUAUCAGAUUCUUUGGGUCUACCAAAUGAUGCAGGUAUCACUGGCCAACCUUUUGUCAAAUUUCAAGCCAAAUACGAUGGUCAAUCGUAUUCUCCACAAAGAUCCAGUCAUGAUAUGAGCGAACACUGCGAUGAGCUGAACGAUUCUCAGAAAGCCGAGGAGGCCGAAUUUCUGCAGACCGAAUCACUUGAAGUGCUCGGAUGCAAAGCGAAAAAGAUCGCCAAAGAGCAAGCAGACAUCCCGGUAGGUAUAUCCAGACUUCAUUCGGUCAAGAUGCCUGCCUUACAGAUGCUACCAAUUUAUUGGUCUCCUCUAAACGACAUUGCCUCCGUGAUUCGUGGAACUUGGUUCUACAAGGACAUCAUGUAUCCAGUUGAGCCCCAUGUUGCAAAUCAGCUUGAGAAAGGCUUUCGUGAGCUUAGGCCAUGGUCACAAACCUGGAAGGAUGAACUCAACUGUGCAUUGGACGUUGGAGCUGCAGGUGAAGAGAAGAUUGUCUACGAUCUGUGGCCAAAGGACGACGUCUCAAAGAAUGCUUCACGUCCAAAGACUGAAAGCCAUCAUUUAUCAACAAACCCAUACUGUGCAGCCAAAUGUUUCAACGGGGAGGUAGCUGCCGAAGGAACGCUUGAUCUGGAUGACAAGUCGAAUGAAUCGAAGGUCGUUGCAAAAAAGUACUCGUCCGCUCAGGUCAUCUACAAAGAUGCUCACACUGCAUUUAUACUCAAACCUACACUCCAACCAUCGGCAUAUUAUGGUCGGAAACCGCUUCAGAAGAUCAAGAGAGGUAUGAAUGUCGGUAUUUGUUGUGUUCGUGGAUUCGACUGGAAGUCGUGGGAAAAACUGCACCCAUCCAAAAAGUCGCAAAGCACCAAGAAAGCCGUUGAUCUUGCAACGAUAGCCGGUGAUGUAGACGCCUCCAAGAGAACUGCCUGUCCACCAUGCGAGGCUCAGAAGCACCGGCCCAAAGUAAAGGAUCUUGUUUUAGUGGUCCAUGGAAUUGGACAGAAGCUAUCUGAGCGAGUUGAAAGUUUUCAUUUCACUCAUGCCGUCAAUUCGUUCCGCCGUUCCGUCAACAUGGAGCUCGCAAACGAAGGCGUCCAGAAAGUUCUUCGUCCAGAUCUUUGUGGUAUCAUGGUGCUUCCAGUCAACUGGCGCUCAAAUCUAUCAUUUGAGGAUGGAGGACCCAUGAAAGACGACGAUUACAAGCCCUCCGUUCAGUCGGAUUUCACCAUGAAGGACAUCACACCAGACACAAUUCCGGCAGUUCGCAACAUGAUCUCCGAUGUGAUGCUUGAUAUCCCAUUUUACAUGUCUCACCAUAAGCCCAAGAUGAUUCAAGCUGUUAUCACUGAAGCAAACCGGGUCUAUCGGCUAUGGUGUAAGAAUAAUCCCGAGUUUCAUGAUGGCGGCCGAGUGCAUAUGAUUGCGCACUCUCUUGGAAGCGCGAUGGCAGUGGAUAUACUGAGCAAACAGCCGACAUAUGUUCCACAUAUUGAUCCCACGAGCAAGAAAAUCAAUACAAAGCACUUUGAUUUCAAUUGUACAAACUUGUUUCUUGCGGGAAGUCCUGCUGCCUUCUUCCUGCUCUUAGAGAAGGGAAAGCUCCUCCCUCGUAGAGGACGAGGCAAGCCUGGUGUUGAGUACAAUGAUGAUCACGACAAAAGUCUCACUGGCGAACCCGGUAAAUAUGGAUGUAUGGCCGUGGACAAUGUUUACAACAUAAUGAACUACAACGAUCCCAUUGCUUAUCGUCUCAACGCAACCAUUGAUGCCCAGUAUGCCGUCAGCUUGAAGAAUGCGCAAGUUCCAAGCGCUACCACUGGAUUUUUCGAAAGCAUUGGCAAGGCUGUCGUCAGAUCUAUCACUCCUGGCCAUUCCUCUGAUGAACCUGCGGUUGGGCAGGUUGGUAUUAAACCUCCACCUAUGGUACGCUUGCCAUCUCAAUUAGAGAUGGAAGUCCAUGAUUUUACUCGGGAGGAACUCGCAGAGAAGAGAUGCUAUCUUCUGAACGAUAAUGGCCAGGUGGAUUGGUUUCUUUCUUCUGGUGGUGGACCACUCGAAAUCCAGUACAUCAACAUGCUCAGUGCGCACAGCAGUUACUGGCUCAGUCCAGAUUUCGUUCGGAUGAUUGUCACGGAGUGUGGAAGAACGCCUGGCAAAGAUCAUACUCUUCCAAACAUGAGAGUUGUGAAGGUUGGUCACAAGUCAUGA
Hymenoscyphus albidus is the source of this 3441-nucleotide messenger RNA. The record is from the annotation of a GenBank genome assembly. NCBI's taxonomy places the organism in Eukaryota, Fungi, Ascomycota, Leotiomycetes, Helotiales, Helotiaceae.